Penicillium olsonii is the source of this 2775-nucleotide messenger RNA. NCBI's taxonomy places the organism in Eukaryota, Fungi, Ascomycota, Eurotiomycetes, Eurotiales, Aspergillaceae. The record is from the annotation of a GenBank genome assembly.
AUGUCAUCCACCGAUACAUUUCAAACAGCCAUCGCCGAUCACGCCCACCGGCCGCUAUUGGGUGAUCAGCCAGCCACCGAACGACCGACGCCGUCUUCAAGACUGUCAUCAGUGUCAACAAAUAUGUCUAGUCAAUUCUCACAGAGUCAAGAUAAUUUGACGGUCUAUAGCUCCGAGCAACGGUAUUCGCGAUCAUCUUCCAGCGAGGCUGGUUCCAACCACACGUCAUCCCGGACUGUAACAGCUGAUGAUGUGACUCAACAUUCGGCGGAAGAACCCAGACCGUCUUACGAACUUUCAUCAGAGUCGACCCCCUUGUUACAUCGUCGUGAAGACGGAUUGACACUAUAUGGCACCGAGCAAAGAGCUUCACGAACGCCUUCAAUUUCAUCACGGGCACCGUCCGAAGGAGGCACAUAUAAGAAUAGAAGUCGAGUCCCCUGGCCGACCGUCAUUUCCCUCGUCACUCUGACGCUUGCUGUCUUGACAAUACUCGUGGUUGCCUUUGCUGCCCCUGCAGCAGUGCAGGAAUAUGGACAGCAAGCUGCUGUAUUCACACCCAAAUCCAUCUCGAUUGAUUCAACCACGCCAGAUGGCGUGAGAGCUCGGGUUCAAGGGGACUUUGUGAUGGACUCAAACCGGGUCAAAAACAAAUCGGUCCGAGGCAUUGGUCGGUUGGCCACCUGGAUUGCGAGGGAAAUUGAGACGAGUCCAUCGAACGUCGAAGUGUAUUUGCCGGAGUACGGCAACGUUCUCGUCGGGACCGCCGCACUCCCUACCAUUAAAUUCAACAUUCGGAACGGUCACCAUACUACCGUCGAUUUUCUUACCGACCUCGAGGCCGGGGAUAUCAGAGGAAUUCACGCAGUUGCCCUUGAUUGGAUCGAAGGGCGGUUGGGUCGCCUGAGUGUCAAAGGAAAAGCUUCGAUUUCACUCAAAUCGGGCUUGAUUGCUUUGGGAACUCAAGUCUUGACACACAACGUCAUCUUCGAAGAAGAUUUCCCCGCCUUGCCGGAGGUCGCGAUCCUUAAGCUGAAUGUCCAUGAUACCAACGCUGGGGCCAUGGCUGCUGAUAUCCUCGCGGAAGCCCUCAUUGAGUCGCCGGUCGAUCUCACUAUCCCUGCUCUAGGAUUUGAUGUCCUGGUUCCAAAUUGUUCACCUGGAGAUCCCUAUAUCUUGGUCGCCAAUUCGAAGACCAGUCAGAUACACGUGCAAUCUGGUCCCUUGCAGCCAACCAUGGCUGGUGUGGAGGCCAUCAUCAAGCAAUUGCCAGAGGAAUUGACCUCUAGCUGCCCCGGUAAAAGGGAUUCACCUCUGGACAUUCUGGUUUCGAGCUUCAUGCAAGGGCUUGAAACCACAAUAUAUGUCCGUGGUUCUGACGCACCAUCUCCAGACACCCCGGCCUGGAUGGUCGAUUUGCUACGCAGUGUGACUGUGCCUUUACCAUUCACCGGCCGCGCAUUGGAUAAUCUGGUGAAGAACUUCACCAUGUCUGAUACUCAUUUCUCUCUUCCGGACCCAUUUGCGGAUCCCGACUCCCCAGAGGCGCAACCCACUGUCUCUGCGUUGGUCAAGGUUCUUAUUGCUUUGCCGGAAGAGAUGAACUUCCAGGUCGAGGUUCCACAGGUUCGCGCCCUCGCAGACGUCUUUUACAAAGAUGAGAGAUUUGGUGUUUUGAAUAUCAGCAAGUGGCAAGACGCCAACUCUACGAUUGUUGAGGACCAAGAUGGCUCUUCUGCUCUCCUUGUGGAGUUCGCAAUGAAAGAUGCCCCAUUGGAGGUCACUGACGAUGGCCUCCUGGCCGAGGUUAUCCAAGCCAUGCUGUUUGGAAGCAAAGGGGUCGAACUUCGCGUUGCCGCCACCGUAGAUACAAAGGUCUCCACGGCCCUGGGUCGCUUUGCUGUGCGAGGCAUUCCCGCAGAAGGGAAAUUUCCAGUGAAGACUUCCGUCGGAAAUCAACUUGGCCAAGUGAACCCGCGUGUGGUAUCACUGCAGCUAGAAGACACAACUACAUCCUCCAUGGUGGUCUCUACGUUGGUGAAUUUCACCAACCCGACCCAAUACACGGCCACGGUUCCAUUCAUUGACUUGCUUGUACUGUAUAAUGACACGGCCGUCGCUCAUAUCGUCGCUCAGAACCUGUCAAUAAUUCCCGGCAACAACACCUACGUGCCCGUUGGCUUGCAUUGGUGCCCUUUGGCCUCAAGUGGGCCGAAUGGAGUUGAGGCUGGACGGACUCUGCUCUCAUCAUAUAUAUCGGGUCUCAACACGACGGUGGCCCUAAAAACCCAUCGGGAAACGAUCCCAAGCCUCCCGCAUCUAGGCGAAGCCCUCUCAGUUCUGAACAUCACCGUCCCAGUUCCUCAAAUAAACUCUCCAGCUUCUCCGGGGAGCGGCGAUGAGAGCAAGCCGCACUUUAUCCAAGAUGCAACGUUCUACCUUUGGUCCUCAGCAGCACAGUUCACGCUCGCUUCACCCCUCACAGAAACAGAUGUUGUUAUAACUUCCAUCGAUGCCACGGCAUAUUACGAGCAGAAAGAGCCUAUUGGUCGGAUCAACAGCCACGAUCCUUUCAAAGUUCCCCCGGGCAUAUCUCAGUCCCCUCGUCUCCCUGUCGAUCUCAACAUGGGUGGUGUUGGAUACGAUGCUUUGCGAAAAGCACUGGGCCAGUCGUUGGAGAUGGAUGCCAUUGCCAAUGUUGGGAUUCGGAUUCAAAACUACGUGGAUGUCAUUCUUUAUCAUGGGAAGGGAAUUGCGGCCAAAGUUCGAUUCUAG